AGUUUCCUUGUUGAACCCCUCUUAUCAGCCCUUUUUCCCCUUUGUUUUUUCUUUAUUUGAAUGAUAGAAUCUGGCAGUGUUUCAAACUGUCUGUUUCUAAACGCAUCACAACCAAACUUAAAACCUGAGUGUGUUUGCAAACACAUGUCUGAGUCCUUUAUUUGGUUGGUCUGCAGCUGAAUAGAACGAGGUCAAAGAUUAGGCUCGGGUCGGGAUAAUAAAUUAAACAUCGCUCCCUAAAUUAUGAAUUUACUUUGAGGGCGGUGGACCCGGAGCUUCUGUAUCUUUAAUAGUGAGAGAGAUGGGAGAGGCUGCGCGUUCACGUUUUCCUUUCCUCGCUCCGCGGUGGCGGGGACGCGCAGUGGAUCCCACACCGCUCAUCGAAGAGGAAAAAAGCGCCUUCGGACUGCAAGAGCGACUCAUCGGAAAAAAAUGUUUUCUCCACCGCCUUUUCCUGCGACUGUCGAUGUGCGCAAAAGUCAUGUUAAAGGAUCCACAACAAAGGAGGACGUGUGUUUUUUCGACCAAUAAACUUGUUCCAGAGGAUUAACUACGAGAGUAAUUUAAAAAGACGCAGGAAUUUAAGGAAGUUAACAUUGGACAGGUGUAGAAAAUGGCGGGACGCCUCCUGCAGCUCCUCGCCUUGUGGACUUCUCUGAUCAGCAUUGUGCAGAGCUGCCCUGAGCUCUGCAGCUGCCAGGAUAAAUUUGCCCACCAGUUUGCGGACUGUGCUUACAAAGACCUGCUGGAGGUUCCUGUGGGUCUCCCCUCCAAUGUGACCACUGUGAGCCUUUCUGCCAAUAAGAUCAAAUUACUGAAGAGCAAAAGCUUCAUCAACAUCACCCAGGCCACCUCUCUCUGGCUGGCCCACAAUGAGAUCGUUACUAUAGAAACGGACACCUUGGCCCCGCUCGUCCAGCUCCGAAACAUGGACAUCAGCUACAACAAGAUUGUAAACUUUCCUUGGGAGGAUCUGAAAUACCUCACGGCCCUGCAGCUUCUGAAAAUGAACAACAAUGAGAUGAUAAACCUUCCUAAAGAUGCUUUCUCCACUCUCAAAGAUCUGAGAUCUCUGCGUAUCAACAACAACAAGUUCACCACCAUCGUGGAAGGGACCUUCAAUGCACUCACCUCCAUGUCCCACAUACAGAUCUUUAACAACCCCUUCUCCUGUUCCUGCAGCCUGGAGUGGCUGAGGGACUGGAUUGAAACCACUAAGAUCUCUGUGCCUGACCCAAACUUGAUCAUGUGUGAGACCCCUGAACACCUGAAGGGCACAAUGGUUACAAAGUUUCCUAAAAUGCUCUGUACGGCCCCCUCUGUCUCGAUAAGCUACGAGCCUGACAUUGGGAGCACUGAGCUGUAUGAGGGUUUUAUGGUUGUUUUAAACUGUGAGACAACAGGAAGCCCCAAACCUCAGGUCAGCUGGGAGGUCACUGCAGGAAAUCAGAAUUUCCUGUUCCCCUUGCCCCCUGACGGAGACAUAAAUGAUGCACCUGUUAAUGACAAAACAACCAACAGUCGAUUCCUCAUCUAUCGAAACGGCUCUAUAGUCAUCCCUCACCUCACUAAAAAGGAGGAGGGAAACUACAGCUGCUCUGCUGUGAAUGAUUUAGGUAAGGCUGAGAGCAGCGUUAAGUUGACCAUAACAAGCAGCCAAAAACGCACCAGCGAUCCGGUGCCUGGUUCUCCAUCCGACAAGAUCCGUCCUUCUGCUAAAAAGCCCUCUGACCCCCAAAUCCCCAGAAACGAUGUCAUCGAUGAGGAAAAGCCUGAGGUUAAGACAAAGGGCGGUUCUGAAGGUUCAUUGGACAAAAACAAGGGCCCAGAGCAGGCAGGUGGUUUUUCAAAGAAUCCCACUUUUGCUAGCAAGUGUGGUGUGAGAGAUAGUAGUGAGUACAUCUCAAACCAUGCCUUCAACCUGAGCCUGGAGGACCUGAAACAGUACACUUUUGACUUUGGUGUCAUUGCUUUGGAAGUGUCAGAAACAGAGGCCAAAGUGCAGCUGAAUCCACUCCAGCUGCCAAGCAGCAAGUCUAACCUUCAUCUGAGUCAAAGUGACAAUGUGGAAACAGUGAAUAAAGAGCCUGUGGGUCUGUACCAGUCCUCAAACAGUAAAAACACCUUGGACAUGCUCUACCUCUGUGUGAAUACAGGAAGCGGACACUCUAUAGUGCAGUGGUCCAACAUAGAGGAGGGGGUCAAUGCCUACAGGUUCCAUGGUUUACAACCUGGCACCAAUUACACCCUCUGUCUCACUUAUGGGGGGCAGGACUGCCAGGUCCAGGUCGUUUUCACAACCAGGAAGAAGAUCCCCUCCCUCCUUAUCAUUGUUGUUGUCAGUAUUUUCCUUUUAGGUUUGGCCACUGUUCCCUUGCUGGGCGCCACCUGCUGUCACCUGCUGUACAAGUACCAAGGGAAGACGUACAAGCUCAUCAUGAGGGCGCAGAAUCCGGAUCAGAUGGAGAAACAAAUGGCGGGAGAUUUUGAUCACAGGGCGUCUUUUGUGGAGUCUGAGAAAACCUUCCAACCCAGCGAGGGGGAGGGGGAGGGGGAUGCAGAGGGAGAGGGAGAGGAUGGAGACGGAGAAGAGGGUGAGGCCGAGGGCAGCGUGGUGACAGAAUCCAUCCCCGGAUCUUCAUCCAAAACCAACCCGGAGGAGUUCGAGGUGGGCUCAGAGUACAGUGACAGGUUACCUUUGGGCGCAGAGGCGGUCAACAUCUCGGAGGAGAUCAACGGGAACUACAAGCAGCCAAGCCGCUGAGAUCGGCCCAUGUUUGCGGGUAGAUUGUAAAAUAUUUUACUUUUUACGUAGCCUACAUUCAAGCAGGUAACUCAUCCACCAUUACAACACGUGAAGGCUUCUGAAAAGAAAAGUGUAUCUUUUAAUUUUUUACCUCAGACCGUCAAUCACUUGAGAUUGUAAACUUGAUUUGUGUGACAUUUGAAGUCUACUGUAAGGUUAAAAUAAGCAACAUAAAGUUUACAGUGCUAGCACACAUUGUUUAUUAUCAGACCUCAAAAUGUGACCGGAGAGCAGCAACACGUUUCCUCUAUGCGGGACGGACGCGGGUGGGCACGAACAGGGGCGCAGAAAAUAGUGCGCACUGCGAGACGUGGAGCUGAUCCGCAUUACUAAAUGCGAAGACAGAUUUUGAGAGAAAAAAAAAAUGCGUAUGCAGCUUUGAGAGCACAAAACAACAGACAAACAUAAUCGACCAAAACGUGCCAAAUUUUUUAAACCCAUCCUUACAAAUGUGUGAACCUGUAUGCGUCUUUUCAGGGAUGUGGAUGAGUCAAGAAGAAAAAUAAAAUCAGACAGGGCUAAUUCUGAGGCUCCGUUUGACUCUUCCAUGGACCAGCAGUCGCUGAUUUAAAAGAUGAUUUUUGAUAUAAUGAUUGGACUAAAUGCAGAUUUUUUUGGAUUUGGUGCUGCUGCGCGUCACCUGCUCGCUGCCCCGUGUGUCCAAAGGGGAAAUUUCAAUUCCAGCAGUGUUGUACCCAACAGAAAAUUCCAGGUUAUUUACCAACAUAAUGUGGUUUGACGUGAUUUUAAGGCUUUAAAAAUGUGCGACUUUAACCUCUUUUAUCAACGGGUGCUUGCUCUACUACUCUCGCUUUUUACAAUGAACGUGUCCAUGGCAUGUCACACGUAUUUCCUUGUGUGGUUUUUUCUUAGUGUAGUCUAGAAGACUGUAGAUGUUACUGUCAACAUGUGAUGUAAAGCCAUGUGAUUAAAAAAUAUUUUUUACGACAGUAAGUUUCUGUGAAGCAUCAAAGAAAGGGCGCGUCUGAGUGUCCGGCUUCACUGUCUUGUAAUUUGAUGCAUAUAGUGAGUUUUUUCUGUGAACUGUUGUAAAACGAAACAAAAAAGACCCCGUGACUUUUCAGGAUUUUUUGAUAUAAUUUUAUGUACGUGGAAUUAAUAAAACAUGAAAGUAUAAAAA
This is a messenger RNA of Notolabrus celidotus (New Zealand spotty), 3947 nucleotides long. RefSeq names its product immunoglobulin superfamily containing leucine-rich repeat 2 (gene islr2). The transcript is spliced from 2 exons. Gene Ontology annotation, molecular function: protein binding. Bases 614 to 2764 code for a protein of 716 amino acids. NCBI's taxonomy places the organism in Eukaryota, Metazoa, Chordata, Actinopteri, Labriformes, Labridae. The record is from RefSeq and is a predicted model, not a curated record.